AUGCACCGCCAACAGCCUAUCCAUUCCGACAGGCUAGAAGACGACGAACUUAGUUCCGGCCUGGUCAAAUGGAGUCCUUCGGGGCGUCAACGUGCUAUCAUGGCGACAGCCUCCAUCUUGUCACUCAUGGUCGCCCUCGACGCCUGUAUCAUUGUGACUUCUUUACAAGCCAUCGUGGCGGACCUCGCGCUCAGCACAUACGAUGGCUUCUGGAUAGGGACGGCGUACCUCCUGGCGAACGCCGUAAUGAUGCUGUUCAUUUCGGACGCAAGCCGCGUGUUCGGUAGGCGGCCAUGUCUGACCGUCUCGGUCGCCCUGUUCGCUCUCGGUACCAUCUUCUGCUGCGUUGCGCAUUCGAUCGGCUUCAUGUUGGUUGGGAGGUCUCUUCAAGGCGUGGGCGGUGCCGGCAUCAUCGUCUUGUGCCUGUUGAUUUUCACCGACUUCGUCCCUUUGCCCGUUCGGCCAACGUGGUACGGCUUAGUACAGGCAGCAUGGGCAUUGGGCAACUGCGUUGGGCCCAUACUGGGCGGCGUCAUUGCUCAACACACAACGUGGCGUUGGGUCUUCUACAUCAUGUUCCCAUUUUGCAAACUAAAGAAGAUGGACUGGCUAGGAAACUCUCUGUUUAUUGGCUCGGCCACUUUGUUGUUGGUGGCCGUCUCCUGGGGAGGCUUGCGCUACAGCUGGGGCAGCGCCGGCACUCUUGCACCGUUGUUGCUCGGGGUACUCGGCAUGGCGCUGACUAUGAUCUACGAGUCACGCUUCGCAGCCUUACCGUUCUUGCAGCGCCGACUUUUCCAAACCGCCAGCUCCGUCGCGACGUAUGCUUGCGGCGCCAUCCAAGGCCUCGUGAUGUAUGGGCAGCUUUAUUACGUGCCCCUUUACUUUAUGGACGUCAAAGGCUUUACCCCGGUCCAGACCGGCAUCGCACUCUUCCCGGUCAUGUUCACGCUGGUGCCGGUAUCGAUCAUCACCGGUCGACUCGUCACGGUACUCGACAACUACCAGUGGCCGAUCUGGGUCGGCUGGACUCUGGCUACGAUUGCCUCCGGGCUGAUGAUGCUGUGGGAUGUCGACACGCCAACGAAGGUAUGGGCGCCGACGCUCGUCCUCCUUGGUCUUGGCCAUGGCUGCAUCUUGAACGCACAGAACAUGGCAUCGCAAGCUCUCUGCGGCAAGGACGACGAAGCCAUCGCCGCAGCGAUGUAUGCCUUUCUCCGACAGUUUGGCAUGGCACUCGGAGUCGGCGUGGGCGGUUCCACCUUUCAGAAUGUGGUGCUGCGCAAGUUGGAAGACGAUGGCUUGGCACCCGCAGGGACGCACGGAGGUACCCAUGCUCUAUCCGCCAUGUUGAGCGCUGUCGGCGACGCUGGGCUGCGAUCCAAGAUCGUAGAUGCGUACGUCUACGGCCUGCGUGGCGUCUAUGGAUUGUAUGUCGGCGUCUCCGGACUGGCGCUCUUGAUGAGUCUCUUCAUCAGGAGCGCGUCAAUGGAUAGACGCCUACGAACUGAGCACGCGUUGCACACUCAGGUGACGGGCCGCGGAAGUAUUCACGGCUCCAGGAGUUGA
Colletotrichum godetiae is the source of this 1569-nucleotide messenger RNA. Its product is annotated as major facilitator superfamily domain-containing protein. The record is from RefSeq and is a predicted model, not a curated record. NCBI's taxonomy places the organism in Eukaryota, Fungi, Ascomycota, Sordariomycetes, Glomerellales, Glomerellaceae. Gene Ontology annotation, biological process: transmembrane transport. Gene Ontology annotation, molecular function: transmembrane transporter activity. Gene Ontology annotation, cellular component: plasma membrane. The transcript is spliced from 5 exons. The coding region runs from base 1 to 1569 and encodes 522 amino acids.